AUGCAUUUAUCAACUCUUUACCUUCACUCUUCCCUUCUACUAGCUUCAUCGUUUCUCUCAACGGUGAUUGCAGCACCUUCCAACAAACUCCUGGACACUGACCUCGCUGUCAAUGGCUUUGGUCUUCAAGACGAGGGCAGAGACUCUGAUGAUGUUUCCGCAAAGGCCGAAGUCAGCACUGAUAACGACUACAAGGUCCCCAAUGAUUACAACAAGCCUCGUGUCCUAGAAGCCAAUAUUGACGUCACUCGAUUGGGCCUAGAUCCCGUCAUCUUUUAUCCCGAUAACGAUGGUGAGGACAUAGAGGUUGAGGACACUGAUGAAGAGAAGCGCAGCAUCUUUGCAAGGCUCUUCACUAGGGCUUUGACUUCAGAUAAGAAGGAGGCUCUACGCCGCCACAAUGUCGCUCGCUCCAAGGUUAAGGUCAAGGCUAUUGUGUGGGAUUCCAAGCUCGAAUCAGCUGCUACAGCUUAUGCUAAGAAGUUGGCCAAGGCUGGCAAGCUGCAGCACUCUGCAGGAAAGGACCGUCCCAAUCAGGGUGAGAACCUCGCAUAUGCUUGGGCAAGCAAUGGAUUUAAGAACCCCAUCACUGCUGGUGCCCAGGGCUGGUUGAACGAGAAGAAGUACUACAAGGGUGAGACCAUUCCCAAGGGUAACUUCUCCAUGUAUGGUCACUACACUCAAUGUGUCUGGAAGACCUCAACAAAGAUUGGCAUUGGUGCAGCUAAGGACUCCAAGGGUGCUUGGUACACUGUCGCUCGAUAUUCCGGUCCCGGCAAUGUUGUCGGCCAGAAGCCUUAUUAA
Fusarium proliferatum ET1 is the source of this 804-nucleotide messenger RNA. Its product is annotated as related to plant PR-1 class of pathogen related proteins. Bases 1 to 804 code for a protein of 267 amino acids. Lineage: Eukaryota; Fungi; Ascomycota; Sordariomycetes; Hypocreales; Nectriaceae. The transcript has 3 exons. The record is from RefSeq and is a predicted model, not a curated record.